GACGCCGUGACAAUGUGAGUUUGACACCCCUGCAUAGAGGAAAAGAGGGCUAUGAUUUAUUCGGAAUAGAUAAUAGAUAAAUCAGAUCUGUUAAUUUAAGGUGGCAAGUUGAGUGAUUUAAUGGACAAGAUUUCAUCAAUAAAUACUGAAAGAGAUGAAGUCUGGAGAAAGUAGUAGGAGAGAAAGAUAGCUAAUUAGUUUUCCUAUGGAAGCUAGUAAUACAUGAAGUAAAGAAAGAGGACUAAGUACAGCAUGAAACACAGAAAAUAAUUUCAGAAUUAGACCUGUAUUGUAAUACAAGCUAGGAAGAUAAAAUACAGAGAAGGACAGUUGAAAUGAAUAAAAGCAGUUAGAUAGUUUGAUUUUUCCUUAGCAUAUGCUUAGCAACUUGGGGACACAUACCAAAUGGAGUCAUGAAAAUACAUGUCACGUUUGCUUGAACAGUGGAGCAUUGGCUGAGAGGGGAUAAAAGUAAAGAAAAAAGUCUAGGAAGAGGUCAGAAGUUGGAGAUAAAUAAUGGAAAUAAACUUCAAGAAAUAUAUUAUUAGAUUGUAGGUCACAGUACAAGCAAGAUGUUGAGUGGUACAAACAGUGAGAUGGGGAGGAUGUAUUAAAAGUGACAGUGUGAUGUUCAAACAAGAAAAAAUAUCCAUAAUGGAAAGAGCUAAAGAGUACAGUUCUUAAAGAUCAAUGGAGUGACCAUGGCAGCAAAUAGUAGAAAUGAAAAGUGGGUGCCAGUGAUGGAAAUGUAACUUGAAGACGAGAGGUAGCUAGAUUUUUUCUUGAAGAUUGAAGUCACAAGGGAACAAUCUGGAUGUGUUAUGAAAGAAAGCAAAAGCUAACAACUCAGACAAUAUGGAAGAAAAAGCCCAGGAGAAUGACAUAGCAACAAAGCGCUGCCAGAGAGAAUACAAAGGCACAGAAUGACUGCCAAAAAUUUAAGAAGCAAUCAAAGCUGAAACAUACAGGUGGCCUCCAAUUUCCCUUCUGUUUGUUGGUUUUUGAAAAAAAAAACCCCACAAAGAGCUCUGAUAGGAGAGCAGCAGUGAGGGCAGUUUCCAAAGAGAGGGCAUAUUUUGGUGUCGAAAGAAAUUUGUUACAGUUAGCCUAACUGUUUUGUGCAAAGGCAUCAUGAGCUGAAGCAGCUGCAGUGAAUGAAAGGUGGUGGAUGAGUGACUGUAACAAUGCUAGAGGCAACAGGGAACAGGCUGAGACAAGGGACUAAGAGGGUGAAAUGAUUAGAAAUCUGAGAGAACAAGAAGUGACCUACAUCAAAAGAAAGAAAGCAGUAGGGCAGAAAGUAAACAUUUUAAAGGUGCAGAUCUGAAGUAUCAGAUGCCUACAUUUACACAGUCAAUAAUAGUGUGACUAGAGUUUUCCAUGUCCAUUUAUGUCUUUUGAGAAGGGUGGGGGGAGGCUUUCAGGCUAUUUUAUGGCAGCAGGAUAUAAGCAGUGUUUCCUUUCUGAGCAUGUGUUGUGCAUUUUUAUAUAAACAGGAAAAAAACCAUAGUCAACAUGUCGUUUUUCAUUUCUAAAUCAAGCCCAAUAAUACAUAUUAACAUAUUGACUAUGAAUGCUCCCUCUCCCUGUGGAGAAUUUAGCUCUAAUUUUAACACUCACGCUUUUAGGAAGAUGAUUCUUUAGGGUUUGAAGUUAUCUCUGUAGAGCCAUUUCGUAAUAAUCUGCCUUGCUUGAGUCUGAUCACUGCAGUUGAUUCCAUGCAUUGAUAAUGAAGCCUGAAGAUUGUUUGUUUCUCGGUAUAAAUCCACUCCAAAUACCUUCUACUUCAACAGUGCUGUGUGUAUAUAUUUCAGUACAAGUGAAUGUGUGGAACUAAAAUUGCUGCAAUUUCUUUACAAAUGACUCAGUAUGCUUGUCCUUCCCUAAAAUGCUGCCAGCGUGUAAAGGAUUUUCAAUGAGCAGUGCAAAUAAGCCAGCAGUGGAGAAGGUUUGAAGCUGCACUGGUAUAACAGUUUCCUGGCACACAGAUGAUCAGGGCUGGAGAUCCAGGUCUCUGUAGUAUCCAACCCAUCUUCUGUUGCUGGUCACAAAUUGGAAGUUUUGAAUUUCUAGCCUGGUGUCUUUUACAAGCUGGAUAUUUAGCACGACAGUACCAUCAUGUGGAGUGGACUUCCUAGCAGAGGUAGCACGUGCCAUAGUACUUCACUCCCAGCGCUUGUCCGGACACCUACCCUUGUGAUGCAGCCCUCUCUGGAUGUCAAAUCAUUUGUGUCCUUCCCUGUGGAGACCAGUUCUGCUGUUGGGCUCUUCCCAAAUUUUAACACUAUGGACCCAGUGCAAAAAGCUGUCAUAAACCACACAUUUGGCGUGUCACUCCCUCUAAAGAAGAAACAAGUCAUCUCCUGCAAUGUGUGUCAACUUCGCUUUAAUUCUGAUAGCCAGGCUGAGGCCCACUACAAAGGAAGUAAACAUGCCAAGAAGGUCAAAGCACUAGAAGCAACGAAAACUAGACCAAAAGCAAGUGUUUCCAAGAACAGCGCAAUGGCUAACAUGAACGGCUCUGCCACGCCGGUCCCGGCCAACAUCUCUAACAAAUCAGACAGGGCAAUUCUGAAAGCUAAUGACUCUAGUCAACUUUCAAGGGCUGAAACGGUCACCUUUAUAUCUGAGUCUGUCAGUGCAGCAGCAGCAGUAGCAGCAGCUACAAUAACCACACCUUUGUGGCCAGUUUCUUCCAAGAGCACAAAUGGGACCACAAUUGCCAUUUCUGAAUCCGAAGAGGAGAAAGCCAAAAAAUUACUGUAUUGUUCAUUAUGCAAAGUGGCUGUGAAUUCUUUAUCUCAGUUAGAAGCACACAACACAGGUUCCAAGCACAAGACAAUGGUUGAAGCUAGGAAUGGUGCUGGUCCAAUUAAAUCUUAUCCUCGGCCUGGAUCCAGAUUGAAGACUCAUGGAACUAGUAUGGGUUCAGGACUACAGAACAAAACUUUUCAUUGUGAGAUUUGCGACGUCCAUGUCAAUUCAGAAAUUCAGCUGAAGCAGCACAUUUCUAGCAGAAGGCACAAGGACAAAGUUGCAGGGAAACCCACAAAACCGAAAUACAGUCCUUACAACAAACUACAGCGUAAUCCAAACAUUCUAGCGGCAAAGCUGGCCUUCCAAAAAGAUCUUCUUAAGCCUUUGGCACCUGCCUUUCUCUCUUCUCCUCUGGCUGCCGCCGCUGCGGCAGUAUCCACAGCUCUGACUCUCCCACCACGACCGUCCGCUGCUCUCUUCCAGGCUUCUGCAAUACCCACAGCUCUCCUAAGGGCAGGACAUGGGCCUCUCCGAGCUACUCCAGCAUCUAUCCUCUUUGCUCCCUACUGAAUUGGGAAUAAGCAAGGCAUAACUUUGGCCAUGUGGAACAAGGACAAAAGAAGACGAGAGCAAGAUUCCCCCUCCCCCCCCUUUUUUUUAUAAGAUUUGUGUUUUUAAGAUCUCGUGCUUGAUUCCAUCCUUAGAAAAUAAGUUACAAAAACUCACUGGCAGGAAUUGCAAUCUAGAAUCCAUUUUGGGGGGAGUGUUAAAUAAAGUUCAGAUACCUGCUUUACAAAGACAAAAACAUAUUGUUCACAAAAUAUAUCAAAGGUUCAUCGAUCUGUUUUAACUAGACAUUAUGAUUUGUAAACAAGGAAUGUGGAAUAUUUUCCUGUAUGACUUGAAAAACCAGAAUUGUAUACAUGGGUCUCUGGAAGCCAACUUGUUCAUAUCCUGGUGAGUAGAUUCUGGUGUGCCACAAAAGCUAGAUGAAGGAAUUAGUUUGCUGAAAACAUUUCAGUACUGGAUUGCAACUUCUUAUUACCUAAUGUACUCCCAUUCCUUUAAUACGUGUCUUGUUUAGGCCUUAGUUAGUAUGAGUACAUCUUGUGUAACGCUGCGGAUUUAUCUCUCACUUGAUUUCAAAUCAUUUUGGUGGCAGUGCAAAUAUUUAGAAGCACAGCUCAGCCUUGAAUUUUUCUGUUUGAAAAUUUAAUGUCUUUAAUUUAUCAUUUUAUUUAGAAGGACUCAGAAGUAACAAAGCCAUAUAUCCCAUAAAUAAGAUGAUGACUUGUUUACAAUUUUUAUUUUAUUUAUUUUGCAUUCAGUUAUUCUCCCCCCUGCCUCGUUGCUAAACAUCCACUUCAAAGACAUUUCAUCAUUUAUAUGUUUACUAAAGAGAUUGUGCACAUUGUUCAAUCAGAUAAUGAGCUGACAUAUUUAUUAUUCAUACAUAUCCCUUCACACUCAUGUAUAUACAUAUCUCAAUUUGGUUUGCAUUUCUAAACUUCUUUCCUAUAGAAUGAUGGCUGCAUACAGUUGUGGCUCCCAAUGCAAUAAUGUACAGGAGAUAAAAUAUUUAUAAAACAAAUUGUUUGUUCUGUUGAUGAAUAUUAUUAUUUUAGCCUUCCAGUCUGCUUUUCUCCCCACACCAUUUUAUCAACAUAAUUUGGGCACUGAGGACAUACUGUAUGUCUUGCUUGGGAAAAUGAGGGUAUUCUCCGAAAGCAUCUUUGCUUGCAAUCUGUAAAGAAAAUAUAUUUAUAUUUUUAAAAGUACAUUUUAAUAAAAUACCGUGGGAAAAUAAUAAUAUAAUUUAUUAAUGAGAAAAAAAUUCAUGUGACACUCUUAAAUGAGCUCUGUACUGGUAAAACGACAUUACACAGAAUUUAUUUUUAAAACUUUGAUAACUGAAUCAUGGUAUAGCUCACUUACAUAAAACUGUACGAUCACUUGAUUAAACUUUCAUGGGUAAUGAAUGACUAAAGUUAUGAAUACAUAAUAGAUACUUUGCAUAUCACUCUGAGAAGCUUAGUAUCAUGACGUGCUGUUUUUUAAGAAACAAAAAUCUAUAGUACUGUAUACAUACUUUAAGGGGUUAUUUAAAAAAAGCAUCUCAGAGUCCAUCAUUUUAUCUCUUCAGUUGAUUACUGAAUAUUUCUGGGCUAAGCAUCUUUUGCUGUUCCCCUGCUUCUGGUAAUCAGAGCUCUACUGCCUCUGAACGUAAUGAUUAAUAUUAAAUAUUAACAUGAUUUCUGGCAGACCACUUUUCCAAUUUCCUGUUAUAGUAUCGAAUUGAAAGAUACAUAAACCUAAAUCUAUUUGUCUGAUGUGUGACUGUAUUUGGCUUUGAUUAUUAAAUCUGGGGGGGGGGGGGAAAUCAUCCUAUUUUCUCAAAUGGGAAGGGAAAAGUUUUGUCAAUUUCCAAUGGUAAUUGAGGCAUGGAUUCCUAAAUUUAAAAUUUGGCAUCAAAUCCCACAUGAAAUUAGACUGUUCCAAUCAGAAUUUUCUGAUUGUACAGACUCUGGAAUAGCCAUGACAGUUCUGAUAUCUGAGCAUAAUAACUAACAAUGUGAAAUAUGAUAGCCGUUUUUCAAGAUGGGAGCAAUACUAUUAGGCAAAAAAGGUAACAACAGUUCUCAGAGUAUAUUUUUACUAAACACAGAAACUUAACCCCACCAAAAUGCAAUCAAGAAAUUUUAUCACUCUGUUUAUAAAGGGUUUGAUUAUAUUACAAGUGGUUCUAGGUUAGGGUUAUGACCACUCAGCGACCAUUCAAACUUAUGACAAUGCCGAAGGAGUGAGUUGUGGCUUCACAGUGCCCACAUAGUCACAUGAUCACAAUUAAGGCACUCAAUACCUGGCUCACAAUUAUGAUGUCGUAGCAAGUCAUGUGAUCCUGAUUUCCAAUGUUCUCUGCUGGCUUUCCUCAAGCAGAGUCGAUGGAGAAGCCAGCAGGAAGUCAGAAGACUUAGUUACAUGAGGUCCUUGCUUAAUGCAGCAACUGAGACUGCCACAAUUGGUAUUGAUAAGUUGUGCAGUCACGUGACAUUGUGCUUUAUGACAAUGUCCAUUAGUGACAGCAAUUCCAGUCUUAAUUGAUGUUGUAAACCGAGAACUACAGUUUGUUGCAAUGUAAUUCAGGUGCAACUGUCUUUUUGAGCCAUGCUUCAUUUCCCUGGAAAAAAGUUCCAUAAAUAACAUCUGUGUGUUGUUACUGAAAUUAAAUUUUGCAGUCAAGUCUUCCUUUUUAUCUAUGUGUGUGUUUAGAAAUCCCUAAAUCACAUUAUAUACAGGGGGCUGUAGAAAAAGACAAUGUCGUAAUACAGAGUCUAGAAGUGUGGUGUCUGAAUAAGAUAAAUGAAAGGGCCUUUCUAGUUUCAUCAUAGAGACCUAUCUAGUCCUAAUAAUUUGAAAGCUCUGAAUGAACACUUGCCUCUAGUUUUGGAGCAAGUUAAACUGCACUGGUAAAUGUCUAUUUUGUUCUCCCUUCAGUAAAAUUUUCUGCUUGGGGUCUGCAGAUGACCCUUAUCAGACAUGCAAUAGAAAAAGAGAAACACAUCCUCUAUUAGAUAAUACGCAUAGCAGAACAAUAUAUUGAUCUAUACAUCCAAAUAGUUAUGGCUCCUGCUUAGGCCUUUCCAUUGGUGAAGUUUGCAGGUGAAAGACCCAAAGGGGGGGCAAAGGAUAGCAUAUUAUCCACCUACAUUACAUCAUAAAAAUAAAGUUUUGUUCUGAGCCUUCACUCUAACUCUUAGGUUCAGGUGCUAAUAAUUCAAAUGUCUCCAUGUUUAUUCCAAUAGUUUUAAUUAUAUUUAGAUUCUAGAAAGUCUGAGUAGUCUUAAGAGCCAGUUCUGACAUACGUUGACUUAAUAAUUGCCAAAACUUUAAAGCCAUUCAUUUCUCAGGAACAGACCUUGCUACUGGUUGCUACCCUGUUGUUUACACACAGCUCCUCAUACCUUUACUAUAUUAGGUACCAGCAGGAAUGUUACUACAUUGGAAAGAAUGUAAUAUUAUGAACACACACUUAUUUUCUUUGUGGCGGCUUUAAUUCCUGCACAACACAACACAAAACUGACAUUUCCAGGUACCUAUCAUCCCAUUUGUUGUUGGGAUUUAAUCUCUAUAUGUAAACAUGAGCCUGAUUUGUGGUAGUUGUAACUGCAUGGACAAAACCCCACCCUCUUUAUAUGUAUUGCGCAUCAUCAUAUGUAAAAAGGAGCUGGGUUUUGUCUUCCAUCUUGAUUUUCUGGAAACCUCUCUUCCCCAUGGAGGUUUAACACCUUCUCUCAUUAGGAGAUCCUAAUUUUUGUCAGGAUCACCAGAUGCAGAGAUGUUUAGUUCAAGAACCUGUUCAGGAAUAGACAGACAGGAAAUAAAGUGAUGCUUAUUAUAAUCACAGGUUUCUGACUCAGAAAUGUGUUGCAGCAAUGAUGGCAUUGUUGAUUAUCUGCAGUGUUUCCUUCGUCUAUAGCUGUAACAGAAUAAUAUUUGGGCUCCCACUGUAGUUGGUUUUUUAAAAUAAAAAUCCUUCUGAAAAUGUUAUUUAAUGCCAGUUCAGGGAACUCUGUGGUGUUAUUAUGAGUUUCAAUAUCAUUAUACCGGGGUCAUUGAGAACUACAGGUAGACCUUGGCUUACAAACAUUUGUGUAGUAAUUGUUCGAAGAUACAACAGCAUUGAAAAAAAAUGACAAUUUUUCACACUGAAUGACCAUUGCAGCAUUCCUACGGUAACAUAAUCAAAAUUUGGAUGCAUGGCAACUGGCAUGUUUUUAUAAUGUUGCAAUGUCCUUGGGACAUGUAAUCAUCUUUUGCAACCUUCUGACAAGCAAAGUCAAUGGGGAAGCCAGACCCGCUUAACAACCAUGUUAGUAAUUUAACAACUGCAGUGAUUCGCUUAGCAGCCGUGGCAAGAAGAAAGGUCGUAAAAUGGGGCAAAACUCACUUAACAACUUGUCUUGCUAUAAUAAUGGAAAUUUUGGGCUCAAUUGUCAUAAGUCUUUUUUUCCGCUUUUCUGUAAAAUAUGUGAGAGAGAUAGAAUUUUUUUUUAAGGAGGACAUUUAGGAAACCUCCCAAACACAGCUGAAAUAGAAGGAAAGCUGUCUAAAAAUGAAAUUCAAAUGGGAUGGUGAUAUGUGGGUGCAGGAAAAUAUUACAUUGCUUUGACAAAACAACAGCUUGAAUGUUUAUCUCUUAUUACAACAAAGCGAGAUAAAAAUGUUUGAAAGCUUAUAACUCCGUAUUUCUUAUGCAAAUAAAUAAUUAAGUUGUUAUGUA
Pantherophis guttatus is the source of this 8038-nucleotide messenger RNA. RefSeq names its product zinc finger protein 385B (gene ZNF385B). Gene Ontology annotation, cellular component: nucleus. NCBI's taxonomy places the organism in Eukaryota, Metazoa, Chordata, Lepidosauria, Squamata, Colubridae. The record is from RefSeq and is a predicted model, not a curated record. Gene Ontology annotation, molecular function: nucleic acid binding; zinc ion binding.